AUGUCAUCUCAACGUAAAACUGGAAGGAAGAAAAAACCGAUCUGGCAGUGGUUCAAUGAGGGCGAAAAGAUUAAUAGUUCACAUUAUUUGGCACGGUGCAACUUUUGUCAUGAAAGCUGCCCUGGAGAACCUUCGAAAAUGACUAAACAUUUACUAGAAAAAUGCAAAAACAUCGAACAACAUGAAUGUGAUAACAUUAGAAAUAUUUUAAAAGUCUCUGAAACUAAAGGCUCAAAAAAAAAAGAUUCAAUUCAGAAUGAUGAAAUAGAAGUUGAAACUGUUUUGAAUACUUUAGAUUCACCUAAUUCGGAUUUGUCUAAUUCGGAUUUGUCUAAUUCGGAUUUGCCUACAUUUAUCUCAGAUUUGUCUACUUCGGAUUUAUCUAUUUCAUCCUUACCUAUUUCAGUUUUGUCUAUUAGAGAUAAAACAUCUAUUAAUCGUCAAUUGCUUAGAGUAAUUAUUUCAUCUAAUACACCAUUAUCAUUCGUAGAAGACCCUGAAGUAAUUAAGUUGUUCAAUAUGUUAAAACCCAGAUAUCAGCUUCCAUCUCGCAAAUGGAUUAGUACUGAUAUUUUAGAUAAUGUAUAUGAGAAUGUACAACAUGGUGUUCAACAAUUUAUAUCUGAUUCAAAAUUUUUGACACUUUCUGGUGAUGGGUGGACUAAUGUAUCAAAAAAUAGUAUGUUCAAUUUUAUCAUAACAAAUGAAAAGCAUGAAAGUCAAAUUUUGAAAAUAGAAAAUUGUUCUAAUCAAUGUCAUACUGGAGAUUAUAUAUUUGUAAUAUAUAAAGAAAUCAGAAUAAGCCUUGGAGAUAAAUGGAUUGCAUUUAUUUCAGAUAGUGGACCUGAUUUCAAAAAAGCACAAUGUCUUAUACAUGAGGAUCCUGAAAUUGGCAAUAAAGUUUUAACAAUUCCGUGUAUGGCGCAUCAAACCAAUUUACUGGUCAAAAAAAUAGUUGAAUCAUCAUUUUUUAAACCAGUUAUUAAAAAAAUAUUGAUUAUUAUUAAUCAUUUUCGAAAUUCCAAUCUUGCACUAUCUAAAUUAAGAGAGUUAGUUGGUAAUACAACUUUAAAACCUCAAUAUCUGUGUAUUACACAUUGGACGACAUUUAUAAAGGCAUCUGAAACAAUAUUGCAAAUUCAAACAAGUUUAAAGUUAUUAAAACCAUAUGAUUAUAUCAUAAAAAUUUUAGAAACUGAAAAUGCUACAUUAGGUCAAGUUGCUGCAUCAUGGGCAUGGUUCCGUGAAACUAUUAACAAAAGCUCACUUAUUAAUGACGAUGAUUUUCAAGAUUUUUUAAUUAUGGAAAUUGAUAAUCAAGGAUUAAAUCCAACUUGGCACUUAUAUAUUCAGGAAACUGCAUAUGGGUUAUUUUGUAUAUUUUAUCCUAAUUAUGAUCAGAAUAAAUUUAUUGAUGAAUGGUUAAAUUAUUCAAAUCAGGAAGAUCCAUUUUCUGCAUUGUCAGUCAAAAAUCCAAGCUUUACAAGAUUACCAUUACGAUAUUGGCAUACCAUGCAUUAUGUAGCUCCAAAUUUGAGUGAAUUUGCAUGUCAUCUUUUAUCAAUCCCACCUAAUUCUGCAACCUCUGAACGGGUUUGGUCCUUAUUAGGUAAUAUACAUACAGAAUGUCGUAAUCGGUUGUCUCCACCCCGGGCUGCAAAAAUAGCACAGAUCUCUUGUAUUUCAGAUGAUGAUAAUGAUCAUAGUGUAGAUGAAUUUAUGGUUAAUUUAAACCAAAUAUCCAAAACUUUAAUAGAUGAUAUUCAUGUAUUCGAUACAAAUUGUGAAGAAAUGAUUCCAAAACUUGUUGAUGUUUUUGAUUCAAAAAUUGUUAAAAAAUCCUUGAAUCAAUU
Cetraspora pellucida is the source of this 1853-nucleotide messenger RNA. NCBI's taxonomy places the organism in Eukaryota, Fungi, Glomeromycota, Glomeromycetes, Diversisporales, Gigasporaceae. The record is from the annotation of a GenBank genome assembly.